AUGGUUUUCGAAUCUAUCGUCACCGAAUUAUUAAACAAGGUCUUGGGGGAGUAUAUUGAAAAUUUGGACUGCACACAAUUGAAAUUGAGCUUAUGGGGAGGCGAUGUAGUCCUAACUGAUCUUUUAAUAAAAGAAUCCGCCUUGGAUAUGCUGGAUUUGCCUAUUAAAUUGGAGUAUGGACGACUAGGAAAAUUAAUACUAAAAAUUCCAUUCAAGGAUAUGUGGAAUGGUCAGAUCGAUGCAAUUGUUGAAGAAUUAUUUCUAUUGAUCGUUCCAACAAAUCAAAUAAAGUAUGAUCCAGAGAAGGAAGCAAAGGCAGAGUUGGAGGCAAAACGUGCAGAACUUGCCAGAGUGGAGAAGAGUAAACAGAUGGCGGAUACUAAGUCUCAAGAAAAAGUGGAUGACUCUAUGAUGGAAAAACUUAUCGCACGCAUGAUAAAGAAUAUUCAUGUAGAGGUUAAAAGAAUUCAUGUACGAUACGAGGACCAUGUGACGUUAAAAGACUUUCCGUUCUCUGUCGGAUUUACGCUCAAUUGUUUUGCUUUACAAAGUUGUACCGAUACAUGGACAACCACUGGUAAUUUGAAAGAUAUGUAUGCCAUACAACAAAUCUUUAAACUAUGCACAAUGGAUGGUUUUGCAGUUUAUCUUAACUCGAGUAUUUUACAAUUCAGUAAUGAACCGGAAACCAAGUACUUGCACCUUUUCUCCGAGGGCAUUGCAACUAUAGACUAUGUACCUGAAAAUUACCAGUAUUUACUGGGUCCUAUAAAUGUAAAGGCAAAACUAAAAUUAAAUCCUAAGCCAGAAACUGAUGGGAGUAACUAUACAAUUCCGAAGGUUUGGUUGGAUUUAGAGAUGCAAUGGUUAAGAAUAGGACUAACAAAAUGCCAGUAUCAAACAUUAGUUCAAAUGGGUGAAGGAUUGGGACAAGCUCAGAAAGCCGCUCCGUACAGAAAAUACAGACCCAAUGUACCUUGCUAUCGUGGCUAUUAUAAAGAGUGGUGGCAUUUCGCAUAUAAAUGUGUUUUAGAAGAAACAGUGAGGAGGUGCCAAAGGAAUUGGGAUUGGAAUCAUAUGAAAGAACAUAGAGAUACUUGUCGAGAUUAUGCUAAAGUGUACCAUUCUAAGUUAACAACUAAGAAAGUAACGCAAGAUAUAGAUACGCGUCUUACGGAAUGUGAAAAGAAACUGGACAUAUUUAAUUUAGUAAUCAUUCGCCAACAAAUUGAAAUGGAGGUGGAAAGACUUGCAGAGAAAGAGAAGAAUUUAAAGGCAAAACGUGGCUGGUUUGAUUUCUUGUGGAGUUCUCCACCAACCGAAGAGGCAGAAGACCUCAAUUCUGCUGCAGCAAUUAUGCGAAAAUUCGAAGAGGCGAUGACACCACAAGAAAAAGAAAAAUUAUACCGUGCUAUUGACUAUCAGGAAAACUCUGCACCAGCUCAUUAUCCGGAGACAUUUGUAAUGGUAGAUACUGGUUUCUUUUUACAUGGGCUCCAAGUUAUUCUCUCGGAUACUGACAAAGAACAUCCGCAAGUUUUAAAUCUAGAAUGUAGUGGCGUUCGAGUUGAGUUUAAAUCAAGACCUUCUGCUAAUGCAUUAUUGGCUUCUGCUUCGAUCAGUGACCUAAAACUUCUCGGUGUUAAACAUGAAGAAAAGAUACCUUCGCUGUUUAGUUCAAAUAGUGGUAGUUCAGAUGGUGUUCUCUUUGCUGUGUCGUAUGAGAAGAAUCCUUUAGACAAGUCAUGUGGAGAUCGUGUUAUAGUUAAUUCUAAAUCGGUCCAAAUUGUUUACGAUGCACAAACUAUAAUCGAACUGGUUAAUCUCUUUAAAAUCCAAAAUGCAUCAACCUUAAAUCAAAUACAAGCUGCCGCUGCAGAAAGACUAGAAGGUUUGAAAGAAAUGUCAGCCUUAGGUUUAGAGUAUGCUAUUCAGAAGCACUCCGUAUUGGAUAUUCAGGUCGAUCUUCAAGCAUCCCAAUUAAUUCUGCCACAUAAUGGUUUCUACAACGGCACGGAGUCAUUAUUUGUAAUAAAUUUGGGCAGUUUAAAAAUCCAUUCAUUGCAAAAAGAAAAAGACGAUAAGGCUGGCGUUACAGUUAAGGAAUUGGUCAGCAUGGGGAAAUCGGAAGAAGACAUUUUACUGCAUCUUAGACAAUACAGUUAUGAUAGAUUCGUAUUGAAGAUAGUAAACUUUCAGGCACUUGUAUCAUUUGCGAACGAAGAUUGGCGAAGUGCACUUUCCGAUUUUGCUAGUCCAAUGACGAUUCUACAUCCUACAACUUUGGAAGUCCAAUUCCAUAAAUGUUUAGUUAUGGAUGAUCCCAUUCUACCCAAAAUGAGAUUGAUUGGACAAUUACCGUCAGUAACUAUUGAUGUUUCAGAUGUUCGGAUACUAGAGGCUAUCUCUAUCGCGAAUAGUAUACCGUUUCCCGAGGAAGACAAAGUCCAAGAAACUCAGCGAUUGUCACUGGCGAAGUCGGUAUCCCAGCUGUCAUUGUAUAAAGAAUUAACUAAUAUGGUCGACAAGAAGGCACCGGAACCAUCAACUGCAGUCAAACAAACUACCGACUUGGAAGCGAAAUUCGUAAUGAAAGAGUUCACUCUAUCUAUAUCUAGACAGGGGAAAUCAGCGGCAUCUCCGUUUUUGAAAGUCGAAGUGCUCCAACUGGAAGCCGAAAUGUUACAGCGAACCUAUGAUCAAGAAAUUAUGUUACGAUUAGGUGGUAUUCAAGUUAAACAGUAUCACGGCAAAGGAGACAUAUUCAUGAUUAAUACUCCAAUGACCACUGGUAGCGAAGAAUACCUCAUUAUCGUUCAGUAUACCAAUGUCAGCAAACAUUCACCAGAAUUCGUGACAAGACAUGGUUCUAUCGUUAAACUACUGCAGCUUGAAUUCACGAAACUUGACGUCUUGCUUCAUCAAGAAGCUCUUAUCAAUGUCCUUAAGUUUGUGUCAGAUUUCCAGGAUAAAAUGAGCGCUUAUACUCCUGAGAUCCAUCAAUCCGAGCAACGCCGUACAAGUCAUUUGGCUACCAUUCAUGAAGACACUCCCACGUUUUUCAAAGAACAUAUCCAAAAGCAAAGGCACAAGACUUCUGCGACACGGCGCAAGAAAACAGUAGUGGAGUUUAUUGACUUGAAGGUCCAAGCCAAAAUUGGAACCAUCAGUCUCAAAAUGUCAAGUGACGUCAGGGAUAUCAGUUCUUUCUUCAUCGAAGGGAUGGCUGCUGGAUAUAUAAUGAAGGCUUCGUAUUCUCAAGCGAAUGUUAAGCUUGCUUCCGUCAAUAUUAAAGACCUCAACGUCAUGUCUGCAUAUAAAAACAUCGUUUCCGUAGAAGGAUCGGAAUCUCUUCAAAUUCAAGCUGUCAUUUAUAACAUUGAACCAGAGGAAGUCGACAAAAAUAAUAUGUCCAUUAAAAUUAAUAUGGGCUGCCAUCGAGUCGUGUUCUUAAAUUCUUUCGUUACAGCAGUAAUGGGUUUCUUGAAUAAUUUCCAAACCGCUCAACAAGCAAUAAAGGAGGCAUCGGCAGCUGCAGCGGAAGCUGCUAAAACAAACAUCAAGGAUGUUCAAGAGAGUGCCACUCGGAUAGAAUUGACUGUCAAAAUCAAGGCUCCCGUUAUAUAUGUACCCAUGAAUUCGAGGAGUGAACACUGUUUAAUGAUGGAUAUGGGUAAUUUAACCGUAUGUAAUAUUUUGAAAAAAUUGGACGUUACCAAUGAAGCGGGAGAUUACCCUGUAGUCGAUGAAAUGAAAAUCGAAUUGCAAAAUAUGAAGCUGUCUCGAGUGCGCUUGAACAAAGAUAGUUUCGUCCCUGAAAAUGAGGUAUUAUUGUUGGAGCCUGUUACUUUUAUGCUGCUCGUGAAACGAAACUUGUCCACGGCUUGGUUUACGUCCAUUCCGGACAUUGAAUUAUUUGGCAGGCUGAAAAAAAUUGAGUUGUUACUCAGCCAAGAAGAUUACGCGAUGAUCAUGAAAGUCCUCAAUGAGAAUCUUAGUGAAAGUAUCGACGACUCCCCACCGUCAAGAGCAGUUGUUCAAAAGGAUAGAAAAGUAGCAGUGGAUUUACACAAAUCAAGGACGCGAAAACUUGAGCUGGAAGCUAUCAAAGAAUCCGAAACGUUGGACUUGCAAGCACAGAAACAAAUACAUACUAGCAUGAAAUUUGAAUUCAUUAUGGAUAGUUUUGUUAUAAACUUAUUCACGGGAGGUUCAAAGCUGUUACAGUCGGAUAGCUCGCCCCUGCAUUUGCCUGAAAAUGGACUGGCAAAGUUCAGUUUAUCGCAUUUAGCACUUAAAGGCCGAAUGUUUGACGACGGAUUAAUGGCUACAUCAAUUCUUCUUAUGAACUGCACUUUAGAUGAUACUCGGCAUAAUAGAAAAGGCUCUUUAAUAAGAAUUAUGGAACGAACGACGGAAGUACCUAGUAUAGAUGAUUUAAGCUUAGAAGGAGAUGUAAAACCUGUAAGAAGUAUGAUUGAUGUUACCGUUAGACAUGGACCACAGGACAUGUUCGUUGAUGUCCGAGUUUUCUCGUUCAGUAUAAUCGUUUCCCUCGAUUAUUUGAUGAAAAUAAAGGACUUCUUCAACGUGGAAGAAGCAAAUCAAUCGCCUUCACAAAUUUCACAAAAAGGCUCCGAAGUGACGAAUAAGAAAAAAGGUCAAUCAUCCGUACCACCAAUGUUGACCAUUAAUUUGCACAUCGAAAAACCAGAUAUCAUUCUUUUGGAAAAUAUGGAUGACAUCGAUUCAAAUUGCAUCGUAUUAAAUACUGAAUUAAUAUUAAAAGUACGACUGAUAGGCGAGCACCAGGUCAUAAAUGGUUCCAUUAAGGAUGUUUCUCUUUCUACUGGUAUCUAUAAUCCGGAGAAAAGAUCCGACUUCAUAUACCAAGUAUUGAAACCUUGCAGCAUUAGCGUAGCAGGUUCUACGCCCGAAGGAAAAGGUUUACAUAUAGACGUUUGUUGUACCGACAUACAUAUAUCGGUUUCACCAGGAGUCAUUGAAAUACUGAAUAACGUCGUUCAGACAAUUACCAAGACUGAAGCAGAGGACAGCGAAGUAGCUAAGCCCGAACCAAAUUAUGAAGGACUUUGGAUAGUCACUCCCUUCGACGAGCACGACUAUUGGUUUUUAAAGACAGAUAUAUUCACAGAGGUAGCGAUGGAGGUGUUCGAAGACUUUUGUGCAUCGGACGAGGAAGACACUGCGGUAUACAAACCAGAACUUGCUAUAAUAUCUGCACCUACAAUUUUAUUAACAUUGGAAGCUGGUAUCGGUAAUAAAACUCUACCUAUGCUUCUGUUCCACAUGGGCCUAGAAAGUAAUGUCAACGAUUGGAGCACGAAAACUAUGAAUAUUGAUUGUACUACUUCCAUUAUUAUGGCGUAUUAUAACAGUCGUUUGGCUUUAUGGGAACCAUUAAUCGAACCUGUAGAGGCAGCAAAAGGUGAUCUACGUGGUUCGACUUCAUGGGAAUUAAAAACUAAGAUUCAAUUCAACGAUUUAUCGUCUAGUUAUAAAGCCGCAAAUGUAAUCAGUCCAAGUAGUGAAAGCGAUCCUGACGAUUUGCACCAAACAGCGAAAAUGUCUAUUGACGUUAUAUCCCGUGAAAACUUGGAAAUUACGGUAACAAAGACAUGUCUAGAUGUGCUGCACCAAUUAGGAAAUGCAUUCUCUAGUGCCAUGAAGACAAGUGGCAAAGGACCAAGUAAAAAGAUAGCACCUUACUUGCUUAAAAAUGAAACCGGACUGCCGAUAUUACUCAAUUUGGAGAAUAGUUCCUUUAAGGUACUGAACAGUGGUCUAGAGAUAACAAGUGAGAGCAGUACUAGCUCCUAUGCGGAAGUUAUUUUAGAAACUGGAGCAUCCGUAGAACUAGCACCGAGAGCUAUGGAAGUGGAGACAAAACUGCUGGAACAACUGAAGUCUGAAACUGUCAAAGAUAGAAACCACAGUAAAUUUGUUAUUUCGUUCAGAGGGAUUUCUGGCUCUUUGGAGAUCCCAGUGCUUAGAGCAGACAAGAGAUUUUUCUCAUUGAAGUAUCGUAAGGAGGGUUCCGAAGAGUGGGGAAUCAUAUCAGAUGUAGCAGUCGAAGAGGGUUGCACUAUUGUUACCCUCAGAAGUGUUUUACAGAUCCAUAAUCAUUUUCACGAAACGGUAUCAGUCUAUUACAUGACGAAGCGUGGCAACGAAGUAGAAUGCAUUGGUACUGUUGGCCCCGAUGAACGUCUAAACCUCCCCCUGGAUGCUGUUUAUACCCCGACUAACAUUUAUUGGCUAUUCUUUAGUGUUAAUGGUUAUAUGGUAUCGAUAGAACCAUUCGUUUGGAAGGAUUUGCAGAAAACCAUUUCCAUGACGAAGCUACUAAAAUGCGAAUCUCGGUCGAAACAUGAUGCAGUCGAGCCGUUUUAUAUUAAGGCCGUAGGAGAAAUCGAGCAAGUGUACUUUGAAAAUACUAACAGGCAUACAAUGGCCAGUACGAUCUAUAAUAUUCACCUAUACCCAUCCGUGUACUUGAAGAACUUUUUGCCCAUUGACAUUGUCAUUUGUUUGCCUGGCAUCACCGAAGAACAGGUUCUGAAAGCAAGUACUACUUUGCAAAUCCCUACGAUAGAUCCAGGAAGGUCCAGUAUCAUUAUAAAGUUGCCUCAAUACUUGGAGAAGGAUUGGUCCUGUAAAGGUGAAAUUGUAGCGAACCCUCCAGAAUUUUCUGUCUGGUCCUUCGAGUCUUUCGAUAGCUCCCAGAGGGUUAUCAUGGAUCUUGGAAUGCACACGUCAUUCAAGCACAGCUCCGUUGUCAUGGCUCUUUACUGUCCCUUUUGGAUGCUGAAUAAGACUGGUUUGAUGUUAUCAUACAGAAAAUCAAGUAAAGCUGGCAAAGAACACUCGAGCCCAGUCAAGAACUUGGUUUGCCAUUUAAAUCCCCGCCGACCACGUGGACAGUACGGGAAGAAGAAAGGACAUUCGACUAAUGAUUACUUAAACGUCAUCUACCAUCCGGAAACCUUCAAAGGGCCAAUAUUAUUUUCUUUCCGUUCUAAAGCAUUCUUUGGAAAGAAAAAGGCUAUGAUAAGAGUCGAAGAUGGAGAAUGGUCUGAUAAAUUUUCUAUAGAUGUCGCAGGAAGCAAAGGAGUUGUAGCCUGUAAAUAUAAUGGAAUGAUAUACCAGAUCGGGGUGCACAAUCAAUUAACCUAUAAUUCACUGACGAAGCAGAUCACGUUUACUCCUUACUUCAUUCUUAUAAAUACUGCUGAUUUCCUACUUGAAUGUCAGGAAGCCGAUAGACCAGCAGAUCCUAUAAUCAAGAUACCACCUGGAGAAUGCACAGCAUUUUGGCCUCGUUCGGAGCACGAGGAGAAAGCUCUGCAAGCUAAAGUUGGAGGACAUCCGGAAAAAACAGCAUCUUUCGUUUACACCCAUGUCCACACAACUUUACUGAGACUAGAUAACAAGUACGGAGGCAUCAACAUAGACAUACAAAUUAACGAGGGCGGAAUUUACAUCUCUCUGUCGGGUUACACUCCAGGAAAUGCUCCUUCGUUGAUCAUAAACCAUACUUCGCAAACUAUGCACUUAUGGGAAAAGGGAUCCCUUAAUGUGAGGGCGGUUCAACCCUACAAUCGAAUGUUCUAUACUUGGGAAAAUCCAUCGGGACCAAGAAAGUUGGUAUGGGAGGAUAACAGUAAAAGAGAAAUAGAAGACACCUUGAAAAAGGACAAUCUAGGCGCCUUCAAACUCCCUGAUACGGACGAAGACGUCUAUCACGUAUCUUUCCUUGACGGAACUCAGCGAAUUCUAUUGUUCACUACGAAUCUGAAGACUGCGGAGGACUGCCAACUAGUAGGUGAUCUAGAAGCUAUCGAACAAGAAAUCACCCUUAGUAUUCACGGUGUUGGCUUAUCUCUUGUCAAUAACGUCAAUCGAGUGGAAUUAUUGUACAUGAGCAUUGCAAGUUCAGGAAUUAUUUGGGAGACUCGUAAAAAUGUCGGAAAUCCAUGGCGGGCCUUAAGUGCUAGGGAAGUGAAUCUUAUCGAGGAAGGCUAUCAAAAAUACAUGUGCGAAGUGCAAGUUGGAAACGAACCUGGUUUCCGAGUGAUGCUCGAGCCAAAAUUAGUGGUGAAUUACCUUAAUAUGGAAAUGAUAAGGCCCCAUCGACGUUACAUGAGGCGCACUUUCCAAACGGGAUUAUGGGUCCAGUAUCGAACGUCGGUACAUCAAGUACAAUUACACGCAAAAAUCAAUCGACUCCAAAUUGACAAUCAGUUACCAGAAUGCGUCUUCCCUGUUAUCCUAGCCUCGGUUCCUCCACCGAAGAGCAUGGUCCAGAGUAUCGUGACAAAACCCUUUGCCGAACUUAGCAUGGUUAAGCGAUUACUGGAACACAGCAACGUGCAACAAUUUCGUUACUUCAAAGUCCUCAUACAAGAGUUCCACGUGAAGGUGGACAUUGCAUUUUUAAACGCGAUCAUUGGAUUCUUUGAGGCUGAUGAAGUCAACGAAGCCGAAGAAAGCAAGUUGUUCCAGACUGAUAUGAAACUCGUAGAUGAACCUCUCAUGUUCCACGUGGACCAAGUAAGAACGGCUGAACAGAAGAAUUUCUUUGACUUGUUACAUUUCUCUCCUCUCAAGAUCCACAUAAGCUUUUCGAUGACUGGAAGUGGCGGUGGACCGUCCGCGGUUCCUCAGGUUCUAAAUGUAUUGUUGCAAGGAAUCGGCGUAACAUUGACCGACAUUAACGACAUCGUGUUCAAAUUAGCGUAUUUCGAGAGAGAGUACGUCUUCAUGACCCAUAAACAGCUGAUCUCGGAAGCAACCAAUCACUACGUUGGACAAGCAAUUAAACAACUUUACGUUCUCGUCCUGGGACUCGAUGUCAUUGGCAAUCCGUACGGACUUGUGGUAGGCACUAUGAAAGGUAUAGAAGAUUUGUUCUAUGAGCCUUUUCAAGGAGCUAUCCAAGGUCCUGGGGAAUUUGCCGAAGGCUUACUUCUUGGAGUCAGAAGUAUGUUGGGCCACACUGUGGGAGGAAUGGCAGGAGCUGUUUCGAAAAUUACUGGAGCUAUGGGAAAAGGAUUAGCUGCCCUCACGUUUGAUAAGGAUUAUCAGCGGAAGAGGCAAGAACAGUUGAAUAAGCAACCAGCGAAUUUGCAGGAAGGACUCGCAAGAAGUGGGAAAGGAUUAGUGAUGGGCGUUUAUGACGGUGUUACUGGAGUUGUUAUGAAACCAAUAUCAGGUGCUAAGGAAGAAGGAGUCGAAGGAUUCUUUAAGGGCAUUGGCAAGGGUAUGGUUGGACUUGUGACGAGACCAACGGCUGGAGUUAUCGACUUCGCCAGUGGAUCGUUUGGAGCAGUGAGACGAGCAACGGAACUGAGUGAAGAAGUUAAACGCGUACGACCACCAAGAUUUUUACAGGCAGAUAGUCUUGUACGACCAUUCGUUCGCCAAGAAGCAGAGGGUCACAAAAUUCUACUUGAAGUGGAAAAAGGAAAAUAUGCAAACACGGACGUUUAUUUUUACCACAUGUAUAUUAAUAAGAACGUUCUUCUACUAACCGAUAAGCGAAUUUCCUUCAUUGAGCACUGUGAUCUCUUUGGGGGGUGGAAGGUGGAUUGGGCAUACACGUGGCAAGAAAUUGGCGACACUCCAAGAAUCGUUGAUAAAGGUGUUCAGAUCUCCAUUAAAGAUGCGCACAAAAAGAAAAAGUUGGGCGGCCUAUUUUCCGCGGCCGACCAAAUUAAGAUUAUAUUAAUUCCAGAUAGUAAUACGAAACAGUUAUUAUACAGUAAAAUACAAGAGCAACUUAAUCAACAUGGAUCCUAGUUUCUCUUUGAACUAUGCCAAUGACAUUUUUGAAAAUUAUAUGCGCUAAAUAGAACUUCUGGAAGCCAGAAUGAAUGUCGAAACGUACUUGCAUUGAGCUUUAAAGAAUCGCUUUGCACCGGGUGCAUGCACAGAUAAUUUACUAUAAUUACAAAUUUUUACUGCAAGACUGAUCUAUCGCGAUGACAACAAAGUUUGAAACUACGAAGUAAGGUAAUAAUUUCACGUCAAUCGGAUUCAGUUAUUAAUCCAAGUAAGGCACUUGCGGAUGCACAUGUGCAUAUCUGACAAAAGCUUUCGAAUAAAUACUUAUGUGAAGAGAAAAACAUUCGGCAACUCCAAUCUUCACAUUUUUACAUGACUGAGUCCAUGCCUGAAAAUGUGUACUUUCUUUUCGGCUGUUAAUGCCAAUAUUAUUUAUUCAAAUGUUGGCUUUUUGAACAAUUGAAAAUAUUCGGCAUGAAUUUGCUCCCGAAGUGCCUUAUUUGUAUUGAAAUUGAUAUCUUGUCCAUGGUAAGAAUCAGAUGAAGGAGAAUUAAAAUCUGUUAAAACCAUAUUUGCCACAUAGAAAUACGCAUAAAACGUAAGUGACAGUUUUGAAGUCUAGCUUGUUUAGGAUUAAUGAUUUAUUUAUAUUACUCGCCAAUCUAACUUUCGCAUGAAACAUUAUACGUAUAAUUUCCAGAAGAGAAAUGCACCCUCUGUAUCAUUAGAUUUUCACUUCAAUAUAUUUUGUAUAUUUUUGGUUUCCCGACAUUAUGUGUAAAUACUUGCUAGUACCUUUAAUUACCAGUAAUUAUAAAUGAUGAUUUGCUUUUUUAAGGAACUUGAAGAAUGUGUCAUUAAUCAUAUAAAGCGAUUAUUGAUUUAAUUUAAGUUCAAUUGUAAUGCUUUCCUGAUUAAUCGCCAUAAAUUUAAUGAACUGAAAACUAUUUGAACUGGUUUAUCUCUUAUACGUCAACUCUGUUAAGAACCACACAUUAUUACAUCCCUGGAUUUAAAUUCUGUCAGCUGUUUAUUUUCAAGGCUUCAACCAGAAAUACGAUCUGACAGUUUUUCUAUGGAUUUUCGUAAAGUUGCAGAAAUUUAACAAAGUUCAGUAACAUGACUGGAUCUGGUCAAAAUAUAAACCAGUUAUGAACAUUAUUUUAUUCUAGACUAUACUCUCUAUCUCUCUAUUAAUUUUUUCGCACUUGUCAUUGUUACCGAUUCGUUAACCUUAAAAAAUAUUUAUACAACUAUUGUAUUACUCAUAUUGUGAAAAAUGUAAUACUUAUGUAAAAAAUACAUGCAUUCAUCUAACAGAAGUGUUCCAAACAAUCCUUCACCUCCUUACGCAGAAUAUCGAGGACAAAUGGAUGAGCAACAAAAUGAGAGGUACAUAACAAUAGGGCCUCCACAAUUACCGCCUCUUGUGCGUGGUCAAAAAAUUAAAAG
Molecule: messenger RNA, 11259 nt
Organism: Orussus abietinus
Lineage: Eukaryota; Metazoa; Arthropoda; Insecta; Hymenoptera; Orussidae
Gene: Vps13
Product: vacuolar protein sorting-associated protein 13
Exons: 59
Coding region: 1-9822 (3273 amino acids)
Biological process (GO): protein retention in Golgi apparatus; protein targeting to vacuole
Cellular component (GO): extrinsic component of membrane
Source: RefSeq, a predicted model, not a curated record